AUGGCUGCAGGUUCUGCUGGUCCUCAACUGAAACAUGUUACAUGUGCAAUUGUGCUGCUACCAUUCUUUGUUACAAUGACCACUAGUGCUGAUAUAUUCCUUGAUUGGCACGUUUCCGCUGACUUCAAUUUAAAGCCUGUGUCCACUGAUCAACCGGUAAUUACAAUCAAUGGCAUGUUCCCUGGACCCCUUAUAAAUGCAACAACAAAUGAUAAUAUUCAUGUCAAUGUUUUCAAUGAUUUGGAUGAUCCCUUGCUGUUUACAUGGAAUGGCAUACAGCAAAGGCUAGACUCAUGGCAAGAUGGAGUGUCUGGCACAAACUGCCCUAUCCAACCUGGCAAGAAUUGGACUUAUGAUUUCCAAGCCAAAGACCAGAUUGGCACAUUCUUCUACUUUCCUUCCAUCAAUUUCCUUAAGGCUGGUGGAGGGUUUGGUCCAAUUCGAGUCAACAAUCGACCCUUGAUUAGCGUUCCUUUUCCAAAACCUGAGGCAGAGUUUGAUCUUCUAAUUGGUGACUGGUACAUCAGUAGCUACAAGGACAUUAGGUCCAGGUUGAAUACGGCAGAUGUUCCUUCUCCUGAUUGGAUGCUAAUAAACGGAAAAGGACCAUAUAUGAACAAUCUUUCUCAAUCAUAUGAGACCUUCAAUGUUACACAAGGCAAGACAUAUUUGCUUAGGAUAUCAAACGUAGGGACAGCCUGGAGCUUCAAUUUCAGGAUUCAAAAUCAUCAACUGGUUUUGGUUGAAACUGAAGGUUCUUAUGUCAAUCAAAUAGAGCUGGAGUCUCUUGAUGUUCAUGUAGGCCAAUCCUACUCAGUUCUUGUCACAGCAAACCAAAAUGCUGUUGAUUACUACAUAGUAGCCUCUCCUAAACUGAGUAAUGCCACAAAUAAUAACACUCUUGUUGGCGUUGCUGUGCUUCAUUAUGACAACUCUACCACACCGGCUAAUGGGUCUCUUCCAAGUGGUCCAGAUCCAUUUGAUCUGCAAUUCUCCAUCAACCAAGCAAAAUCCAUUAGGUGGAACCUCACCACUGGAGCUGCAAGGCCUAAUCCCCAGGGAAUGUUCAAUGUAACAAAUGUGACAAUAAUUGAAACUUUCAUUCUAAACGCAUCAACAGCAACUAUUGAUGGAUUAUCUCGCUAUUCUGUCAACAAUGUGUCUUACUUGAUCCCAGAUACACCACUGAAACUAGCUGAUUUCUUUUCCAAUGGAACUGGUGUAUAUGAACUUGAUGCUUUUUCUAAGAACACUUCAAAUGCUAACGCCGUGCGUGGAGUUUUCGUAGCUAGUGCAUUACAUAAAGGGUGGACUGAGAUAGUGCUAGAAAACAAUUUAGACAUCAUUGAUACUUGGCAUUUGGAUGGAUAUAGCUUCUUUGUUGUUGGAAUGGGGGAAGGAGAUUGGAAUCCAGAAUCCCGGUCAAGUUAUAACCUUUAUGAUCCUGUUGCUCGCUCCACUGUGCAAGUGUACCCUGGAGGGUGGAGUUCAGUGUAUGUGUACCCUGACAACCCUGGAAUGUGGAACCUAAGAUCACAGAACUUGCAAAGCUGGUAUUUAGGUGAAGAGCUCUAUGUGAGGGUUUAUGAUGCUGAUCCCAACCCUGCCAAGGAGAAGCCACCUCCACAGAAUCUCCUUCUAUGUGGCAAGUAUCAGCCACCAACCCCUCCUCCCUCAGUGUCCCCAGCACCAAAUGCUCCAUCAUCCAACGCAUAUGCAUAUAAUCCACAUAGAACAAGGUCUCUGAUUGCUAUGAUCACCACUGCUAUAUGUUUGUUCUAUAUUGAUCUCCAUUAAUUGAGACGGUCCACCCUUUGCUAAGGAGUUGGAGAUAUGCACAGACCAGCAUAAGGAUAAAAUUUCUACAGUAUUCUUUUUUUUCUUUUUAAGUUUGAACUGUCAAGAAUGAAAUGUAUACAUAAUAUUGGUUACUUAUUACUACAGUCAUGCUACUUGUUUCAAUAUAUACAUGUUAAGAUUUGCAGUGUCAUUCUUUGGCCACACUUGUUGGAUGUUUCUUAAUCUAUAGAACGGUGGAAAAUGAUGCAUGUUUUAGGUUCAACAUGCAAGGCCAUCUUGGUUGACAUAUUACUAUGUACUUGCAAACAUUUCUCUUUGAUACAUUCUACAUUGUCCACUGUCA
This is a messenger RNA of Glycine soja, 2143 nucleotides long. RefSeq names its product monocopper oxidase-like protein SKU5. Bases 1 to 1797 code for a protein of 598 amino acids. Lineage: Eukaryota; Viridiplantae; Streptophyta; Magnoliopsida; Fabales; Fabaceae. Gene Ontology annotation, molecular function: oxidoreductase activity; copper ion binding. The record is from RefSeq and is a predicted model, not a curated record. The transcript is spliced from 9 exons.